Molecule: messenger RNA, 3586 nt
Organism: Cladocopium goreaui
Lineage: Eukaryota; Dinophyceae; Suessiales; Symbiodiniaceae
Source: the annotation of a GenBank genome assembly
AAACAGCUGCAUUGUGCCCAGGGUCCACAAGGACCUCUGCGGGACACACGUCUUUGUCAUGGAAUUCAUCCAGGGUGGCCCCAUCUUGGACCUUGGCAAGGCGGAGUUCUGCGAGAGAAACGGGGUGGACAAACACCGUGUCUUGACAGAGCUGCUCCAUGCCUUUGGCAUCAUGGCCUUUAAGGACGGCAUGUUCCACGCGGAUCCCCACGCGGGCAACGUGCGGCUGGUGCUGGAUCCCAAUGCGCCCGGCGGUGCGAAGCCGGUGCUGCUGGACUGGGGGCUGAUCCGGGAGAUCACGGAUGCAGAACGCUUGGGACUGGCCAAGGUGUUCCAUUCCUUAGCGAACUUUGACAUCGCGGGAUUGUUUGACGUCUUGGAGUCCCUGGGUUUCAGCCUAAGACAGGAGUUGUUAAACGACGACCUGAAGCGUGAUUUGAUCGAAAAGGCCCGCGGCGUUGUCAAGGACACCAUCAACCGCCACAAGACCCGCGAGAACGCGCGCGAGGAGCUGGCGGAGUUCAAGGCGCGCUUGAAUCGCGCCAAGGAGGACGCCGGAAUGGAAGGUUCGAUGUCUCCCAUCUAUUUCUUGGAGGAUUGGCCCCGAUGCAUCAUUUUCUUCAUGCGCAUGCUGCAGAUUUUGCGCGGCCUGUGCGUGGCCUGCGAUGCGGAAGGCAUGCCCUUGCUGAAGAUCUUCUCCAGCCAUGCCCGAGAGGCCUUACAGGAGGGAUCCAGGCGGCAAAUGCUCAGCAGCAGCCUGCGCAUCUUUGGUGGCCGCGGGGAUGGCAUUGGGCACGAGACGCCCUUUACCCCUAAGGCCAGAGUGAGUCGGGAUUCCACUUUGGAAUCCCAACUGCAGCAGAAACUGCAGGAGCUGCAGUCGCGGAAGCAGGUGGUGGGCGCUCAAGUGGUGGUGCUCCGCGAUAACAAAGUGAUCUGCAGCGUCGCGCAUGGCACGUUAUCCACCAUCGACGCCCGGCCGGUCCAGGAGCAGACCCGCUUUCCACUGCUCGGGGCGACCGCAGGGCUCGCGGGGCUGGCGCUCUUGCGCACGCUGCGCCGCAAAAGCGGCGAGCUGAUCAAGGCCGCGGAGGAUGCGAACAUGAAGCCUGAGAAUUUACUCAGAAAGAUGCUCGUGUCGUUCCCUGGCCAUUUCGGGCCAUUUCACCUGGCCGGUGGUGUCAAUCGAGGCAACUUUGGCCAAAGUUCGGGUUCCCGUUCCGCGCCAUGUCUGGCCAUGGGUCGCACCUACCGGGUCACCGGCGGUGCCUCCAAUGGCCUCCUGGUGCGGCAGCAGCGGGCCUUGAGCUCCACGGCCUGUGCGGAGCGCCUGAGGCAUGGCUCGGUGGUCCAGGAAUUGGAACUCACAGAGGGUAGAUUGCGAUACUCCUUGCUGUUCGGCGUUGGACCUGCUGAAGGUUGGGUCAGCAUCCACUGCAAGGGUCAAGCACUGCUGGUUGAGACGCAUCUAACCGACCUGGCCGAGGCGGCGGCACAGGCUCCGUGGGUCAACAGAGUGGAAUUGAUGGACGUGCUGAUGCAGGUAGCCGAGUCCUUGGACCGUGGUCCCAGAUUCCGCGCGAGCAAAGUCUUGGAGGGAACCAAUGUGCCGCACGUCAUUGAGGUCGAAGCGAUGCCUGGAAGUAUGUCGCUGGAUGAGUUUUGGCCCAGCAACUGUGAGUUAUCCUUCGCAGAGAUGCAGGAUUUAUAUUGGCGGAUUACUUGCAGCAGCUCAUGCGAUUCGUGUACCUUGGCUUUGGCCUUGACCUUGAAGGAGAUGGCCGACCAUGCCACGCUCCAGCACCAGGGCUGCCGGGUAGUGAAUUUGUUGGUUCUCAACACACUGCUGGAUAUCCGGGAUUUGGACGAGCUCAUCUUAGUGGAGAAACUGUCUGGAGCAAGGCUCCCAGUGCUGAACACGGCUGCCAGCUAUGAUGGCAAUGCAGCAUGGCGAGCUUUGGGUUUGGCCUCGCCCAAGGUAGAUCUCGGAGCACUGGGCCGUGCAGCCUUCGAAGCAGUGCCCCACUGGUGGCUGGCAGCGGUGCUGGAGAGCGAGGAUGGGCGAUGCAUGCUGCACCUGGAUAUGUGCAACUAUGCGUAUAGCUCCAAUCGUUUGGAGUCUGAACCAUCUUCCUUUCACUGCCACAGCUUUGUGACGCCGGGCUACGAGCUGACGCCAGACGCUUUCCCAAAGCUCCACCGCUUUCGACUGGGGCCCAAGGUGAAUGGCUUACCUCCCAGCUGUUUUUCGCUGAAGCCGCUGGCUGAGCUGCGCCAGUUGCGUUGUUCCUUUGGUCCGGUCUUUGCCACACCCUUGUGUACCUUCGCCGAAAACAAGUUGGGCUGCAACUUUGGUGAGCGCUUCGUGGUCUCUGACGACGAAUCCCUGGGGGCCUUGACAGUGCUGCACUCCGACUACUGCCGCGCUGCCCAGCGCAUCCGUCAACGGAUCUUCGGCCGCCUGCCGGCCCACACGGCCGCGCAGAUUUUGGAGAUCCCAGGUCGACCUGACUUGGGAGGAGCCUUGGUUUCCUUGUUGGAGGCGAUACCGAGGAUGAAAGAAUCGCUGCGUUCGCUGGGUGGGUUGUUGAGUGGAGAUUCAACGACCCCCAGAGGUGUCUCAGAGGUUUUCUCCGGCUGCAACCCUGACAUCACCUUGGCUGAAUUGCUGAGCCAUCGCGUGGGCCUUCAGGAUGCAUUCCCCCCAGACUUCAAGCAAAGUUCAUUGGAUGAUCUGAACGGAAUGGUCGCUCAUUUGGAGCAAGAUAUCCUGAAACCCACGGAGGAUUCUCACUAUGCUUAUCUUCUGCAGUCCUUCGUCCUCGCUAAGCUUGGGAGCUGCAUAGCUGAUCAGGACGACUUCCUCCAUUGGUUGGGCGCGGAGCUGGGCCCUUGCGGUCUGGACGUGGCCUUACCCGCGGGCAGGGGUCGAGAAGCCAGCGUAUGCCGAGAUUUGCCAGAUUUGGCGCGGGUGUCGCUCCAGGAGGUCAAGGCUGCUCGUUCCCGGCGAACGCAGAAGGCGUCCGAGGGCGAAGUCGAGGCUGACAGCUCGACUAGCUCGCGGGCCAAGGCUCGAGUCCCGCGGAAUCUCUUACAGGCCAUUGCUCAGGACCCGCUGGUGUUCGACCCUCUACAGGGCAAUGCCGGGGCUGGAGGUUUGUUUCGGGGUGGUCUCUCCAUGUGCGCCUCCGCGCGCGGCCUCGCCGAGCUCAUGGCGUCGGAGGAGUUGCAGAGCGACUUGGAAACCCUUCAUGCACUGACUUUGGAAGGCGUGGACAAAACGGCGCUGGGCUGGUUCUUGACCGGUGGAGCAACGCACUGGACAGCGGGGGGCUUGCAGGCCUUAGACCUUCGUGGCAUCGGCUCGCGUGCCUUGCGCGGCUAUCAGCAGACUGGCUAUGGGGUGGUGAGCGGCUUCGGCCCAGUCUUCGCCAGCUUUCCCAACCUGAACCUCACUGUGGCCGUGCUCGUCAACGACGUGAUCCAUGGCCGCAGGGCCUCCGAGGAGCUUCUCACCACGGUGCUGUCGAACUUUGGCGUGGUCCGGGGUCUCCAGUGGGGUUGGGUUGCCACCGGGGUGAGUUAA